AUGUUGAUAAGAUCAUGCACGGCGCUGCUGCUGGCGGCGAGCACGGCGUAUGCAUUGAAGGAUGCGUAUCCAUUUGUUCUGCUUUCGACUGAAGCCAUCCCCUCAACAAUCCUCCAAUCCACCCAACUCUCCACCGCCUCCUCCCUCCAAACCUCCCUCCUCGCCACCCUCGACGCUCUCGACGCGAACACGCAGUUCAUCUUCAUCGAGCAGGGCGGCGUGGCCGCUAACGACCUCCGCGAUGGGAGCGCGAUGCCCAAGUUGAGGAGGAGGAUAGAGGACAAGCAGUAUAAGAGCGUGGUGCAGGUGCCGGAGGUGCUUGGGGGCGUGGAUCUCCAGAACGUGGUGGAGAAGGUUGGUGGGGAGAGGGCGGAGGUGGUUGUGGUUCCUGGUGUGUUGGGGAGUGAGAGUGUGGAGGGACGGAGGCAGGUUUUGGGGGAUACUGAUGCGUCUAUUGAGAACACCCUCUCGGAGCGUUUGUCGAACCACACCUCGCACGUUAUUAUCUACGUCUCCGUGCCUUUCGCGCACGAGACGAGCGAGGACGUCAAGCAGCAGCAAGACUACCGCAUGGACGAGCCACCCUUCCACGAGGUGAUGCACACGGACCUGAAGCGAGACUUGGAGCGCGGAUUGCGAAGAAGACAAGACAGCGGGAAUGAUGAUUUCCAGAGAGAUCUGCCAUUGUUCGAGAAGUAUCAGUUUCUGACACCCGGUAUCUUCAUGGGCCUCUCCGUCUCCAUCCUCCUCUUCGGCAUUCUCUACGUUGGGAUCUCGGCGAUUGCGGGCUUGGAGGUGUCGUAUAUGGCUUUUAGCAAGGAGAUGGGGCCGCAGGCUCAGGGACAGAAGAAGCAGCAAUAG
Zasmidium cellare ATCC 36951 is the source of this 861-nucleotide messenger RNA. RefSeq lists its product as uncharacterized. Gene Ontology annotation, biological process: (1->6)-beta-D-glucan biosynthetic process; fungal-type cell wall biogenesis. NCBI's taxonomy places the organism in Eukaryota, Fungi, Ascomycota, Dothideomycetes, Mycosphaerellales, Mycosphaerellaceae. Bases 1 to 861 code for a protein of 286 amino acids. Gene Ontology annotation, cellular component: endoplasmic reticulum membrane. The record is from RefSeq and is a predicted model, not a curated record. The transcript is spliced from 4 exons.